Molecule: messenger RNA, 1190 nt
Organism: Helicoverpa armigera (cotton bollworm)
Lineage: Eukaryota; Metazoa; Arthropoda; Insecta; Lepidoptera; Noctuidae
Product: inhibitor of growth protein 2
Exons: 5
Coding region: 109-1083 (324 amino acids)
Biological process (GO): positive regulation of DNA-templated transcription
Cellular component (GO): nucleus
Source: RefSeq, a predicted model, not a curated record
UGCUUGACGGGACGGCUGUUGAAUGCAGCGAACUUGUUAUUCGCUUUCAAAGUGAUUUAUUCAUUUCUCUUGUUUUAUCACUAUGAAAACUGUGUUAAUUCUGUAACCAUGUUGAAUCAAACAUCCACUGAAGCAUUGCUCUCAGCGACUUACGUCGAAAAUUACUUAGAUUGUGUUGAAAAUCUUCCGAAUGACCUGCAAAGACAUUUAUCGCGUAUGCGAGAGCUUGACGUAACAUACAGAGAAUGUCUUCGUGAAGCUGAGAAGCAUCUGGCAGUAUGCAUAGGAGCCAACACAGAGGAGCGUCGCCGCAGCAGGGCAGCUCAGCGGCUGCAGACAGUGCUGGUGGCUGCUCAGGAGAUUGGUGAUGAGAAACUACAAGUUGUUCAGAUACUGCAAGACCUCAUCGACAACAAGCAACGCUCACUGGAUGCAGAUCACAAGAAAUUAAUAUCUUGUCUGGAGGUGAAGACAAAUGGUACAGUGAAGGAAGAGCCAGCUCCCGUUCCGGAGACUCUUCGGAACACAGAGAAGGAAGUUCCACCACCAGCACCGGCACCACAGCAUGCGCCACCACCACCACCGCCUGAACGCACCACUGAGAAAGAGAAAGAAAAAGUGGACAGAGACAAGUCAGGCGGUGAGCGAUGGUCGAAACGCGCGCGCCGGUCACGAACAACGGCGGGUGCGGCUACUGAUGGAGCUGACUCAAGCGAGCGGGACAGUGAGCGGCAUGCUCACAAUACUACCCACAAGAAAGGUAUAGGCAAAAAGAAAAAGCGCAAAGCACGCCAGGCCGCACAACGUUCAGAAACUCCGCCUGAAGAGACAGACGCUAUUGACCCCGACGAGCCACGCUACUGUCUCUGUGAUCAGAUAUCAUUCGGAGAGAUGAUCCUCUGUGACAACGACCUCUGUCCUAUAGAGUGGUUCCACUUCUCCUGCGUCUCACUCACAACCAAGCCUAAAGGCAAAUGGUUCUGUCCCAAGUGCCGCGGUGACCGACCAAACGUCAUGAAACCUAAAGGACAAUUCUUAAAAGAACUAGAACGGUAUAACAGGGAGAAAGAAGAGAAAGCAUAGUCUUUAAUAGAAGUGUAGGUUUAAGGUUCAUGUGGAUUUGAAAUUAGUGAAUACAACUGCAAUAAUAUGAUGGUGCUUGUGGUAGAUAUCAAUUGUGAUAAGGUAUU